Molecule: messenger RNA, 2049 nt
Organism: Desarmillaria tabescens
Lineage: Eukaryota; Fungi; Basidiomycota; Agaricomycetes; Agaricales; Physalacriaceae
Exons: 16
Coding region: 46-1767 (573 amino acids)
Biological process (GO): mRNA processing
Cellular component (GO): nucleus
Molecular function (GO): RNA binding; U1 snRNP binding
Source: RefSeq, a predicted model, not a curated record
GCGCACAGGUAAACAAGACCAAGCAACAGCUCUCGAAAAACGACCAUGUCUUCGCCGAACGGUAAGAUGGAUGUCGACAAAUCUCCAGCCCACAGGUCGUCCCGUAACCACUCCACCGACACUUUGCGUACCAAGCGGUCUCAUAUAUCUCAUUCCCGAGAAAGAGAACGGAGAGAUAGGCGCCGUGAUGACGAGAGGAGGAGGCGAAGUCGUAGCCGGGACAGAGGGAGUGAUAGGGCCAGAGAUCCUACCCGUUCUGGAGACCACUACCGGGAGAGAGAAAGAGACAGGGAUCGUCGCAGAGAUCGGGACAGUCAUCGAGGAGACAGAGAAAGGGAUAGGGACAGAGGGGAAAGUCGGCACAGUCAUCGUGACCGCGACUAUGACCGCGAUAGCAAAGACCGGCGCAGGAAGCGAAGUGAGCAUCUAGAUGACCCCGACGCUUUUGAGCCGGAAGAACGUUCGAAGAGGGCCAAAAUUUCAGACAGUGGCUCGCCUCGCCCUCCUUCUCGAGAUAGCACCAGAACAUCAGACCGUAGGGACCGUUCUAGUGAUCGUAGAAACGGCGAUAGAUACUCAAGGCCACCUCGCGAUCCACGGGACGAGUUCAAUGAUCCCCCACGUUCUCGAAGGGACUAUGGCCGGAGAGAUCGUCGACCCCUUGAUGAUGUGCCUCCUUCUCCUCGCCCUACCAAGAGUCCUCCCCCUAUCAAAAGACCGUCUCCUUCUUACGAGGUUCCCGUUGAUGAGCCAUACAAUCCUGACGAACCUAAAGAAGACGAUUCAGAAGCCCGAUCGGUAUUCGUAUCCCAACUAGCAGCACGGCUGACCGCCCGAGAUUUAGGUUAUUUCUUUGAAGACAAACUCGGGGAUGGCACAGUUAUGGAUUCUCGAAUUGUUACAGACAGGCUUUCACGUCGUUCUAAAGGGAUCGGUUACGUCGAAUUCCGAACAGUAGAUCUAGUGGAGAAAGCUUUGAACCUUUCUGGCACCGUUGUCAUGGGUUUACCCAUCCUGGUACAGCUAACUGAAUCGGAAAGAAACCGACUUCAUCCAGGUGAUGGGAAUCUCAAUCUUCCCCCAGGUGUCAGUGCUCCGCAUGGCGCUAUGCAACUUUAUGUGGGAUCCCUGCACUUUAACCUCACAGAAUCGGACAUCAAACAAAUCUUCGAGUUUGUGGAUCUCCAUCGUGAUCCCAUGACGGGUCGCAGCAAGGGCUACGCCUUCGUCCAAUAUAAACGAGCCGAGGAUGCCAAAAUGGCGUUGGAGCAAAUGGAAGGAUUUGAACUUGCUGGGAGGACAUUACGUGUCAAUACUGUCCACGAAAAGGGCACAGCUAGAUACACCCAACAAGACACCUUGGAUGAAGUCGGCGGUGGUAACUUGAAUGCAGCUUCUCGUCAGGCGCUAAUGCAGAAACUUGCUAGAACUGAAACUCCGAUUGCUAUCCCUGAGCCAGUAGCAAGGCCUGUUCAAGCUAUGGAGUCUAGGUCUGUCCUUUUAAAGAACAUGUUUGACCCCGAAGAGGAGACCGAUCCCAACUGGGACAAAGAACUAGCUGACGAAGUCAAAGGUGAAUGUGACAGCAAGUACGGUAAAGUGUUAGCCAUCAAAGUCGAGAAAGAGUCACAGGGCGAAAUCUACGUCAAAUUCGACUCCGUGGAAUCGGCACGCAAAGCAAUACAGGGUUUGAAUAGUCGCUGGUUCGGUGGCAAACAAGUAUCAGCAAACUUCAUCUCCGACGCGAUAAUGCAAGCACACCAGUAGCCGGUUAAGAAAAAUCCAGCAGUUUAAGAGAUGUUCCGUCCUGGAACGCUACUAAAAUUUAAUCUUUUCGCCACACAGAUACACAUUUUACAAUUCGUUUGAUCAUUUUAUAUGAUCAAUGCAGAACGGCCAUCCCUACGCCACAUGCAUUCAUAGAUGUUCAACGAGUUAUGAGGACUUUUCUUGCGUCGUGCUGUGCAAGGUCCAGGCGCCGACACACUAAGACAACCGACAUCGUUGGUAUUCCUGGAACAGGAUGCAGAAAUAGCGGUUGGUAGAUUU